This is a messenger RNA of Fraxinus pennsylvanica, 615 nucleotides long. The record is from the annotation of a GenBank genome assembly. Lineage: Eukaryota; Viridiplantae; Streptophyta; Magnoliopsida; Lamiales; Oleaceae.
AUGACAGAGCAAAACACCACCAAGUCCCACAAAAAUCCUGAAAUCCCAGAUCAAGAAACUCUUCACCCUGGUACUGAACAAAAUCCCAUGAUUGAAAAUAAACAAGGAGGAGGAGGAGAAGAAGAAGAAGAAGAAUUAAAGAGACUUUUAGUGCCCAAUGUAGAGGAUUUACCCCUCUCUCCUCCCUCUGCAAUAGAAUCCAACUUUACAACAUACUUUCUUACAGAUUUUUUAUAUCCUGGAAAUGAUCAGUAUGUUCACCGUCAUGCCAACGGGUUGUGCAUAAUCGGUUUGGCUCCAUAUCAUGUGGCAUUUAAGGAUGAAUUGGGAAUAUCCAAAGUCAGUUUCGAUGUAGGGAAGACUGAUAGGAGUACAAUUAAAGUCACCGGAAAACGAAAAAAGGUGAUGUGUUUUCUAAAAUUUGUAGAAUGCUGUGUAAAAGGCUCUCUACUGGAAGUCAACGAAAGGUUAAUCGAGCACCCACAAUUGCUUAAUUCAUCGGCAAAUAGAGAAGGCUACAUUGCAAUUAUCAUGCCAAAGCCCCAAGAUUGGCUCAAAGCCAAGGCUUUGAUGCUCAGCUUUGAAGAAUAUCAAAAGUUGAGAGAGACUUGCUGA